GAACGUCGCGCGGCAAUCCAGGAAGUAAACUGUAAGGUUCAGUUUGCGGAGCACAGAAGGAAGUGAGAGCAGUAAAUACGUGUCAAAUUCACUAUCUCAGCAGCUCGUCCCGUGGACUCGUGAAGGCGCAGCGAGACGUUUACUUGCCAGAGAAUUUCUGCAUUGCCUUCCACGGCAGAGCUGUCAGGCUGUCGGUCGUGUGCAGUGAAGCACACACACUCUCUCUAUCACACACACACACACACACACACACACACACACACACUCACUAUAGAUGAUGGUGGACUCCACGCUGGUUCAAGUGGGCAGGAAUCUGAGUGAAGCCAUGAGAAUACUGGGAGAUGGACAGAGAGAGUUGGAAGCAGGAACAGAGAGACGGCGCUUCAGCAGAACCAGCAUCCCUGGACCCCUGCAGGGAGAUGGUCAAGAUGUUGCCACUAUACUGCACCUUGUUCACAGCCUUAUACAUGAAGAGGAGGAGGAAGAGGACAAGCCCAGCCAACACAGGAUGCAGAAUGUGGCCGAGCAGGGUCACAUGGCUCUGCUGGGCCACAGCCUGGCGGCCUACAUCUCGGUGCUGGACAGAGAGCGACUGCGGAAGCUGACCACUCGGAUCCUGUCUGACACCACGCUGUGGCUCUGCAGGCUGUUCAGGUAUGAGAACGGCUCAGCCUACUUCCACGAGGAUGACAGGGAUGGCCUCGUCAAAGUGUGUCGACUGGUUAUUAAUGCCCGUUACGAAGAAUAUGCCUCUGAGGGUUAUUCAGUCCUCAGCUCCAAACAGCCAGUCAUCUACCACAGCGCCUCUGGCAGGCCUGGGCUGGGACAGCAUCUGUGCAGCCAGCUCGGCCUGCCUCUCUCUAGUCUGUGCACAGUCCCAUGCAAUACCAUCUUUGGAUCCCAACACCAAAUGGAUGUUGCACUGUUGGACAAGUUAAUCAAAGAGGACAUAGAAGCUGGGAAGCUUCCUUUGCUGUUGAUUGCCAAUGCAGGUACCCCUGGCGCAGGACAUACAGACAAGUUGGGACGUCUGAAGGACCUGUGUGAUCAGUACAGCAUGUGGCUCCAUGUAGAAGGGGUCAACCUGGCAACCCUGGCGCUGGCUCAGGUGUCUUCUGCCAUCGUGGCAGCCAACAGAAGUGACAGUAUGACACUGACACCAGGUCAGUGGUUAGGACUGCCUGCUGUAACAGCUGUCACUCUUUACAGACAUGAAGACCCAGCACUGACUCUGGCAGCAGGUUUGACCUCCAGCCAGCCGGUGGCCAAGCUGCGAGCACUGCCUCUCUGGCUGUCCCUUCAGUACCUAGGUCACAAUGGAAUUGUCCAAAAGAUCAGACAUGCUGCCUCUCUGAGCCAGCAACUUCUGCAGAAGCUAAAAACUCUGGCCUCCAUCAAAACGUCGGAUGUGUUUGAGACAGAGAUCUCUCUCGUCGAGGCUUUGAUCAUGGUAGAGGAUGAACUCAGCUCCCCUGUGGUGUUGUUCAAGUUUUCCCAGGAAAUGAGUGCUGCAUCCAGUGGAGGUUCAGUAGAAGGUUACUGUGCUGGGGAGAAAGAGGUACUUGAUGCCUUCAACAGAUGGCUGGGUGAACAGCUGGUCCAGCUUGUUCCCACCAGUGGGAUAGAUGUCGUGGAGCUUGAAGAUGAAGGUACAUGUGUUCGCUUCAGUCCCCUCCUGACUGCUGCAGUUCUGGGGACCCAGCAGGAGGAUAUUGAGGUUCUAGUGGAGAAGCUGUCAGAGCUGGUGCCUCUAAUGAGCUCUACAAUGUGCUUUAGACAGGACUUUAGAGAGGAAACCCACCGACACUCGCCCUCACUCAUAUACAUGGAGGAGCUCAACUGGCCCGGCCUGGGUGCUCUCCGGUAUGAGCCUCAGGCUGAAGGAAUGGAUGAGAGCAGAAGGAAACAGGAGUUGAAAAAAAUCAACACUGAGCUGCUGAAGAAACUACAAGACCUUGACACUGACAUCAUUUUCUCCACAGGUCCUGAGUUUGGGACGGAAGAGGACUGCAUCUUUGUUGGCAUGGUCACUGAGGACGUUGAUGUUGCAGAGCUGGUGGAUACAAUAGCUGGCCUUGGGAAGGACAUAGAGGAGAGUGGAAGGCUUUUGGAGAACAUGACGGAGGUCGUGAGGAAAGGCAUCUUGGAGGCAGAGCUGCAGCUGCAGAAGGCCAGUGAGGAGAAACUCAUGGAAGAGGGAGUGAUGAGACAGCUUCCUCUGGUUGGCUCUGUGUUAAACUGGUUCUCUCCAGUUCAAAGCUCCAUAAAGGGCAGGACCUUCAGCCUGGCUGCAGGUUCACUGGACUCUACAGAGAUGACAUAUUCCACCAAGGCCCAGACAGGCAGACCAUCCCUGCAAGACACCCCCACUCCCUCAUUAAAAAGACUGCCAGGUCAGAGAUUGUUCCGGCGCUCAGCUGGGGGUUUCGACUCCUUAAGCGAAACCAGUUCCAUUGGACAAGCUGAGGAGAUAACCAGGGAGGGAAGCACCACUGCAAGUGGGAGCAUCCACCCGCCCACCUCUCCACCUGCGCUUGAGGAGAGCUCUCACUCUGCAAGUGAUGUUGUAUCAAGGAAAAUCCUGGAGUCUUCUAUGCAGGUGCACACACUGAUGGAGGCUGGAGUGGCCUCAGAACAGAGGCAGCAUGAAUGCCAAGAGGUAGAGCAUAGUGGGAGAUAGGAUGACACUUUCUACAGGUGUCCUUCAGCCGUCCGCUAAAUGGUACCAGCCUAAUUUGCAGAUGUUCUGACACAUUGUGAAUCUAAAUCUUCCAGUUUUUAAGGGGAAAUUGUUUCAGCAUAGCAAUGAUUUCAACGUUAAACGGAAAAAUCCACCCCAGAGAUACUUUUCUACUGUGAUGCUUAGUGAUAAAGUAAUCUGAUAUGAUGAUUUCUCCAAAUGUUGCUGCAGCAUUCUCAGAAAUGUGUUUUUCCACAUUUUUCAAAAUGCCUUUUAACCCACCUGAAAAGGAAAAUUACAGCUGCUUCUGUUCAAAUGCAUAUUGGCGUGGAUGUGACAUCUGAUAGGAAAAUGAUCAGUCAUUGGUGUUUUGCUUUAUGGUCUGUUCAGGCUACUGUAGGGGGAGAAAUUGGUAAUUAAAAACUUGGUAUACCUGCCUCUUCUUCUUUUAUGCUGAAUAUCUACCAGUAUGUUGCUAUUACAUUCAUGUUUUAAGUUGAUAAAAACUGUAGCUGUACCAUAAAUAUCUCUGACUCACCACGUAUUCACAGGGAUAACAAGAUUACUUUCAACAGUAGAAAAUGUGUUUCAGGGGGGAUUUUUCCUUUGAAAUUAACAUGGAAUAGAGUCCAGUCCAGCUCUGUUUUACUUUUUUUUCACUGAUCUCUGAGUUAGUUGAUGACUUUGGGAUGUUUUGUUGGAUUAGAACGCAAUGGACUAGCCAUAUUGCACAUAGAAUUUCUUUAGAUUUGAAGAGAAAUCUGGUUGAACCGGGGCCAGUCCCCAUUUGAUAUGUAAUUCUCAUUGACACUCAGCUGGAAAGCUCAGUGUUAAAGCAAUGAGUGUCACUGCAGUUAACAGUUGAGAUUCCUCACUGUAAAUAGUCCACAUGAUUUAUAUCUAACCCACCCAAUUACUAACUUUAAUUAUUUAUAUUGAAAUAAGUCUGUAUAGAAGGAAGAGAGUAUCAUAAUCUAUUUAAUAAAAAAAAAAAAAGCCUUCUGACAAUAGUCACCUGCUUAGGGGCUUCAGAUGCUCCCUUCAUGUGUGCGACAAAUUAUCACUAAAGCAUAAAGUCUGAAGAUCUGAGAGAAGAAGUCACAAUAUUCUAAGAAUAAAGCUGUUAGUAUCAUUACUAAUAUUAUACUUGUAUUUAGACAAAACCAUCCUGCCAGACCUGUGUCAAAGUACUUCCCGUCCUGAUUACCCUUUAAACAUUGUCCAAGUGCCAUAUUUGAAGUGGAUAUUUGUGUUUGGUUUUUUUUUUUGUUUGUUUGCUUAUUUGUUCUUUUUUUUGUUUGUCUUUUUUGGGUUUUUUUUUGAUAAACGAGUUGCUGAGCUUGAAAACUCACCUGCCCUAAAAACUGACGUGCCACCCUGUUUGCCCUUGUCCCUAUGAUGUGUUCUGGUAUAAAUAAUCACCAAUAGUACGGGCUGAUGGUCAUGAGCAUGUUGUUUGCACUUUAUUCAUUUUCUUUAAAAGGAUUUCUGUGUGUAGAACCUAACAAAGCUCAAACUGUCAUGGAGUUUGAAAUCACAUACUAUACACUACAUAGUCAGUAUGUUUACUAUCAUUCAGCAGGUUUUGUGUGAAUAAACAGUAGUAUGUAGCUUUUCAGAUGUACUGCACAGUGCGUAUCACAUGACUUUCAAUUAACUGAUCUAAAAACAAUAUAAUAUGCCCAACGAAGCGAAACCUUACUUGCACUUACACUGAAGCAUUAUUGAUGCUACACCAUAAAUGCAUUGGUCGCUGCCCGCCAUUGUAAUGUUGGUGUCGUUACCAUCGCUGCUGCAUUGCAUUGUGGGAUAUUUAUGCCAGCGUAGUGUGCAUUGCUUGCAUCUCACGUACUAUUGGUCUCAUAGUAUGCAACAUGAAAUGCUACAUAAAACAUGACACUGUAACCACCAUAGACUUCAAAACCCUUAAAACUGACAUUGUACAGUCUAGACUGUGUUAGACUCUGUCUGAUAGUGUGACUUAUAACAAACCUGUAAGAUUGCUUUAAGGGGCCUAUUGAAUUGCUAAAAGUUUUGUAACUAUAUUUUAGCCAACAACAACAAAAAAAAAAAGAAACAUGGGAAUAGCAGGAAAUGGAAGUGUGUCAUGUAUGCAUGCUUCAUGUGAAAUUUUCCACAUGUUGGACAGCGGUGACGGAUUAUUAUAGUUUUGCAUGGCUUUUGGUAUCGAAUUGGCAGAAUGGUUUUGGCAGAAUGGUUUAGAAUUUGCUCUCAUGGAGGUAACUGAAUGUAAAAACAACACAAAAUGUCUAGGAAUGAAAGCCCAGAACACAAAAAUUUUGCCGCGGUGGUCCUUUAGAACUUUGAGCCACAUACUGGAGGAACAUUUGCUUUAAAGAGUUGUGAAAUGUAGAUUAAAUACAGUGGCUGGUGAGGAAUUAACCCAAUGAGAAUGAAGAUUACAAAAUAAUUUGUUUCAUCUUUAUUGCACUUGUUCAACAGAUAAUUUCUUUACUACUGUUCUUUAUUUAAUAUCUUAUAUUGUAUCAAUGAAACAGAAUCUUAAUGAUUAUUUCUGCAGUGUGAUCAUAAUGUAAAGCUAAAUCAGUAACUUUAAGAAGAACUUGUGAUUUGAUUUAAUGAAAUGUCCUGCCUUUUUCACUGUCUGAAUGAUUGAUUGUAUUUAAUAACCAGAAUCUUUUCUCUUGAAUGUUUUCUGCCAUUAGUUUACAGUACAGCAACACUUUGGAUUAAGUUCAGAGUUUUCUGGUCUUAAUGUCAGGCCAUAGCUUUCUGUGUUUAUGCUAGAAUUCGGUUAAAAAGUACCUCCCCAUCUGAUUUUUAGUCUUAGUCUGUACUGUUGAGAGUUGGUGAUUUAGUGCAACUGGCAUGUUUGUGGUUCAGAUAGUCAUUCUUAAAAGAUGUGUGUAUAAAAGCAUUUGAAAACACUGUUACAGAUUUUUACAUGUGGAAAAAAAGGUUAAUUCUACUGUUUAUCUGUAAUGUAGCUAGAAACAGACCCAAAUGAGUAAUCUUUAAAAAUUCAAACUGUCCUAAAACUAAAAGACAACCAGUUUUAGGCAGCAGUAGUACAACAAAAACUGACAUGCUGUACUGAAACUUGCACACUUUAGACAAGUCAGAAUUCUUUACCAAAUAGACAAGCCUACAAAAUAAGAAAAUACAGCUGUCAUACCAAGAUAAAAUAAAAAUGAGACAAAAGUUAUACUGAUUACUGGAGGUGUGGAAUUGCAUGACUUGGACUCAAGACAGAAUUGACUCUUGACUGAAUCUCAGAACUUGAAGCUUGAUGAAAUCAAAAUGCAAUGCAGCGUUGACUUCUGUCUUCACCUGCACCCUGGAUUGAAACUAGCUGUUCAUUUUAUUUUCCUGGCCAAAGAUAAUCUUUGAACCAAGUAAACAGCAGCCAUCGUAUAGGAUAAGCAGUGCAUGUUUGGCAGUGGGAGGUACAAAACCUCAACAAGACUUGCAUAAUCAGUUUGCUCUCAGUUGUUUUUUCUGUUUAUCUGAAAGACAUUAAUAUGUUUUACGAAAAGCAUUAUAUCUAUAAGUUACCAUACUAUCUGUUACAAUUUUAAUUGGAAUUCAGUUUGUUUAAGGUCGCGUAAUGACCUGUUUGGGAUUUGAAGCACAGGCUUUAGGACUUGACACUUUGGAACUUCAAAGCCUGAACUUCAGACUUAAUUGUGACUUGCCAAACUCUGACUUUUCCCACCUUUGCUAAUGUCAGUUCUGUAGUGGCAGUAAUAAUUACAUUAUUAUGUGUACUAUAGGUACUAUACAAUGCAGUAAUUGUAACACAUACAUUCUCAUGCAACAAAUCGUACCUUUGGGAGCCUUUGCUCAAAGCUCAACACUGUGCUCAUUUUGGGGACUGUAGCUACUGGUAUGUGGGUGUAUGCGUGUCUUUUGGAUUAUGUUUCUGUUAUUGUCCACAUCUUUUAUGCACAGGAAGUAAGUCCUAAAUUGUAAUAUACGGUAGAAGUGUUGCUUUCAGACUAACCAUGAUCAUGUCAUAAUAACAAUAAUAAUUAAUACCAUAGCUUCAUAUACUGCCGAUAUCCAAAAUCAGAAUUGGCUAGUUGUGUCCUUUUAAAUUUGAAGCUAAUGCCUACAGGCACCACUUUUUAUUAAUAGGUAGCAUACGCUAGUUGAACUGGUUUUUUGGUGCCUGAGGGCAUAUGCAAAACCACAAAAUAUUCUGAAAUGAAUUAUUUUAUCUGUACAAGGUCAUGGGUUCCCAUUGAUUGAAUCAGAUAUAAUUAUCCGGACAAGCUUUAUUUUUUGUGUUAGACUGAGGGCAUUAAAACCAAUACACUGUUACACUGUUGAUUCAUUUUAAUUCCUCAGUGUAGUUUGUAUGAUUUAUUACAACUCUAAUAUACACCUCUUGUGCCCAAAGGUGGUUGAGGAGCAUUAAUGGAUGCAAUGAAAAAGGAAAAAUGGUUUAAACAGUGGUCGAGAUUGGUGUGUUUCAAAACCAAACAUAUUUUUAUUAAAUCAUGAACUUAGUAAGUU
Scatophagus argus is the source of this 7180-nucleotide messenger RNA. RefSeq names its product pyridoxal-dependent decarboxylase domain containing 1 (gene pdxdc1). Gene Ontology annotation, biological process: carboxylic acid metabolic process. Gene Ontology annotation, molecular function: pyridoxal phosphate binding; carbon-carbon lyase activity. The transcript is spliced from 24 exons. Lineage: Eukaryota; Metazoa; Chordata; Actinopteri; Scatophagidae. The record is from RefSeq and is a predicted model, not a curated record. Gene Ontology annotation, cellular component: intracellular membrane-bounded organelle. The coding region runs from base 275 to 2680 and encodes 801 amino acids.